AUGGCAGCUUUGCCAGAAUCAUCUCUUGUAGAACAGCUUCUACGUCUUCGGAACGAGGCUUCUCAGCCAGACUCUGCCCAACACCUAUCCUCCCUCCUAUCCUCACACAAUGGUCCUUGGCCCGCUAAGCACCUUCUUCCUUGCUUCAAGGAUAUCUAUAAGUCCCUCCCUGAAGCAUUCAAGGCCGAGAAUGAUGAAUCCAUUGCCCGCCUUCGUGCACAGGUCAAGGCCGCUACCCCCAGUGUGGCAUCGCUGAUCGGGUCAGACAACCGUGCUGGCUUCAUUGAUGCCACCACUGGAAGACAUCUCACUCAUGGUGCCAUCCAGGAGUUUGUCCACAACUUCCACCUGCCAAUUGGAUUGUCCCGUCAUGGCAAGCCUCGCAUUGCUGUCAUCCUACCCAAUGGCCCGCUAAUGGCUAUCGCGGUUCUCGCCUUCACAAACAGGUAUACCAUUGUACCUAUGGCGUCGAACACUGUACCAGAGCAGCUUCACAUGGACAUGGAACAGGUCCAAGCUGAUGCUGUUGUCGCAUUAGACUCUGACAUUGAGAAGCUGCAAUUGGACAAUGGGAGUCGACCUGUCUUUGGUGUCGAGCAACUGGAAGAUAUGACUUUCCGUGUCGUCUCGGAACGAUAUGCUUCGGGUACAUCAAAUAUCCCCUCCAAUGCCGGGGAUGAUAUCGCUAUUAUUCUCUUCACCAGCGGUACCAGUGGCAAGAAGAAGCUGGUCCCGAUCACAAUCUAUAACCUCAUCGCUGGUACGAUGGCCACUAUUGAAUCGGUUGAACUGUCGGAAACAGACACAUGUCUUAACAUGAUGCCGCUGAACCAUGUUGGUGGUAUCAUUCGCAGUAUCUUCUCCCCGCUGCUCGCUGGUGGCGCGACAAUUUGCUGUCCCUCUUUUGAUCCCAGCAUGUUCUGGGAUGCCGUCGAAAGCCCUCAUAUGGUACCAACUUGGUAUUAUGCCACACCUACAAUGCACCAGAUGAUCCUCGGUGAAGCCAAGCACCGUCCUGAGGCUGUCAAGCAAAGUGCCAUCAAAUUCAUCUGUAACGCUGGUGCUGGUCUUCCGCCAACACUUGCUGCGCAGCUUCAUGAUACCUUCCGCAGUGUUAUCCUUCCCAGUUAUGGUAUGACUGAGUGCAUGCCCAUCGCUGCUCCGCCAAAGGACUACACCCUUGAUCGUCAUGGCACGUCGGGACAGAUCGUUGGUCCCGAAGUUGCAAUCAUGGCCGAGGGUGGCACUCCGGUCGCGCGACCUGGGAUGCUCGGACACAUCUGUAUUCGUGGAUCACCCGCAUUCGAGGGAUACCUGACCCCCGAAGGCACUAUCGAUACCAGUGCAUUUGAUGCUGCUGGCUGGUUUGAUACUGGUGACCUGGGGUACCUUGAUGAGGACAACUACCUAUACAUCACUGGUCGCAGCAAGGAAGUCAUCAACCGUGGUGGUGAAAUUAUCUCUCCCGUCGAAGUGGAAGACGCCGUGCUGGCCGCAGCCAAGGAUCCCAACUCCCCACUAUAUGGUCUGGUAUCUGAGACACUGGCCUUCUCCGUCCCUGACGAAGUGCUGCAAGAAGUCGUCGGUGCAGUCAUCACCACACCCCCCGGCGUCCCUCGGCCAGAUCUUCGCAUGCUGCAUGAAGCGCUGCAACCAAUCAUCCACCAGCCCAAGUGGCCUGCUUUGAUUACAUACAUGGACCGCGUCCCCAAGUCCAACAACAAGAUUCAGCGUAUCAAGCUCGCAGAGCGGCUAGGUCUGGAGGCCCUCACUCCGACCACUCCUCUAGCCGACCGACACUUCGAGGCCAUCUGCCCACCUAACGGCACCCCGUUGAGCGAACCCAUCAAUAAGAAGCAAUGCGUCGUCGAUGAGCACGCCAUUCGGUCAGUCAUUUCGGAGAAGACCGGUGCCCCCGAGGUGCACAUCUACACACAUCCUCGCGACGGGUUCGCGCAGGCUGUACUAUUCGGCAAGAGUGCCGAUGAUGAGCCAGUAACACCUGAAGAGCUUCGAGGUCACCUUGAUGGCUACUUGAUUCCCAGCCGCAUCACUGCCCUCGAGGGGCCCAUGCCUGUCGAUGUUUUUGGUAACCCUGACAAGGCUGCCAUUGAUGAUGCGAUCCGUGCCCGUUACUCGGACGGUGACUUGACACCUGUUCAGCGCCGAAUCCGCGAGAUCUUCGCUACGGCUUUGUCCUGUGGAGUGGAGGAUGUUUCUGCGAUGACUGACUUCUUUGCCGCUGGCGGUGAUAGUCUCAGUGCUGGUCGUCUCGUUUCGCAGCUUCGUCGUGAAUUUGGUAUCUUCUUGGCUGGUGACAUUCUCUUCCAUCACAGCACUAUUGGUGAGGUGGAGAGUAAGAUUACCGAGGCGGUUGAGAUUAAGGCUGCCAAGGGUGAUGAGGGAGAAGUCGAGCUGCCCGGUUGUGAGAAGACAUACAGCAGCACCAACCUGCUCGUCAUGAUCCUCCACCUUUUCCCAAUCAUGUUGUUUGCUCCGAUGAAGCGUGCCUUCCAGUGGCUAGUGUUCGCAUAUGUCAUGUCUGAGUGCUCCACCCGUUUUCCCAUCAGUGACGUUCUCAUUGGUCGCGUCGUCCUGAUUGUCCUGGCUGUGUUGUCUGCUCGUGUCGCCGGCCACAUCGUUUUCCCUCUCUGUGCUAUCACCUUCAAAUGGCUCGUCAUCGGUCGAUACAAGGAGGGCAUCUUCCCUAUGUGGGGUCCAUACCACACUCGCUGGUGGUUAACUCAAAAGGCCUUGCAGGUUUGUGGUAAGGGUAUGUUCAGUCGCUUCAACUGGUCUCGUGUGCUCUUCUACCGUCUUCUCGGUGCGAAGAUUGGCAAAAACGUCACUAUUCACCCAUUAGUCAAGUUUGGCGAAUAUGACCUGAUCGAGCUUGGUGACAACGUCGUCAUGGAUGUUUCUCAGUGCCGUCCCUUCGCCGUGGAGCGUAAUACCUCCAUGCUCCUCAAGCGCAUCUCCAUUGGCAAAGACUCAUCUGUCGGUCUCAAGUCAAUCAUCGCCCCAGGUGCUGUUGUCCCUGAAAACACCUGUAUUGGCCCCAACUCAUCCAGCUGGGAACUCCAAGACGCUGAUGAAUCCAACCGCGACUUGCUUUCCUCUCGUAUCCCUCAACCGCACUGGAUUUGGUCUAUCCUCCUCAUCGAGCCAAUUAAGGUUCUUGUCUGGGUCGCUUCUCGUCUUACCUGGAUGGGUGGUCUUGUACCCAUGGUCUACUCAUACCCUAAGCGCUCGCCUGAUCAGUUCCUGGGUACACUGGAGUGGUUCACCAGCAGCCAACGGAUUGGAUACCAUAUUACCGCGAAGAUCUGCCGUGCUAUCGGUAGUCCAAUAGUGCAAUUCGCUGCUGUCUUAGCUUUCAAGUUCCUCCUCGAUCUCAUCUGCGGUAAGCCCAAGCCCGGUCCUGCCUCCAAGCAGACUCAGCGCCAGAAGGUUCGAAGCGCUGUGCUUUCACAGAUCCUGCCCGCUGGUGAUAUUCACGAGUUGACCCGCCUUGUCGGUCGUCACUACGAGGCUGUCUCGAUCGCUGUCCGCUGCCUGGGUGGUAAAGUCGGAAAGCGUGUCUACUGGCCCAGUGUUGGUCCCGCCGUUCCUGACUUUGACCUCGUCGAGGUUGGCAACGAUGUUGUCUUCGGUUCUCGCUCGACCAUCGUCACAUCCGAUGGCUACGGUCGCGAUCGUGUCACGAUUGGUAAUGGAGCCAUGGUCGGCGACCGUGUUGUUGCCCUGCCCGGCACCACCAUCGGUAACGAAGCUAUGAUCGGUUCCGGUGCUUUGCUCCGCCGCAACGGCGACUUCCCCUCAAACACCGUUUGGACCGGUAGCAAGGGAGGAAAUGCUGUUCAAUUCCCAACCAGCACAAACACGGUGCCCAUGUCAAACGCGCCCACCGUUGUCGACAGUGGUAGCAGUGGCAGCAGCACGAACGGCGACAGCGAUGACGAGAAACGCGAAUAUAGCGAAAAAUCGCUUAACGAGAAGCAGAUUAAUCUUGGCUCUAAUAAACAACAAAAGCAAGAGACCACUGAGAUCGAGCCCGAUACCUGCAAGCCUUUCGGUCGUGCAUUCUACCGUGGCGAGUCUAACUACUACGUGCUCCGCAUCUGGCAGAUCAUCAUCUACUCUGUCAUUGCCGUCGUCUUCACUACCGUCUUCUGGAUCAUCUCCAUCCCACUCUCCCUCUUUGCUCUCCGCGGCGCUAUAAUCCACAGCUCCUCUGCAGCUCUGCAACCCGGUGCAUGGCGCCCAUUUGUCAACUACGGAAUUCUCUCCGCAGUUCUAGCAGGUAUCAGUACCGUGCAAGUCUUCAUCGCCCUCGCCCUCGUCGUCUCCCUUAAGUGGAUGGUGAUGGGUCGCCGCCAAGAAGGAAGUUUCCACUGGGACAAGAGCAGCUACAACCAGCGCUGGCAGUUCCUCCUCUCCUGCGAGACGAUAAUCAAAGACUGCUAUGGUGACUUGGGUAUUUUGCCUUUGAUGAGUGGAACUGCCUGGGUGGUCUGGUAUUACCGUCUUCUUGGCGCAAAGAUUGGUAAAGACUGUGCUAUUCACGCGAACGGAACGCCGAACAUCUUCUUCACUGAGCCUGAUCUUCUUACUCUUGGAGACCGUGUCGCUGUUGACGACGCCAGUCUGGUUUGCCACUUGAAUUCUCGUGGUGAAUUCGAGCUACACCCAUUGAACGUUGGGGAUCGCAGCAUCUUGCGCGCUGGAUCACGCUUGAUGUCUGGUGCUUCGAUGGGCCAGGAUGCCUGUCUUUUGGAACAUACAUUAGUUCUGUCUGGUGACCAUGUCGAAGAUGGAAAUACGAUGCAAGGUUGGCCUGCUGGACCCUUUGAAGGCCAACGCGCCUAG
Molecule: messenger RNA, 4869 nt
Organism: Penicillium odoratum
Lineage: Eukaryota; Fungi; Ascomycota; Eurotiomycetes; Eurotiales; Aspergillaceae
Product: non-ribosomal peptide synthetase
Exons: 3
Coding region: 1-4869 (1622 amino acids)
Biological process (GO): fatty acid metabolic process
Molecular function (GO): medium-chain fatty acid-CoA ligase activity; phosphopantetheine binding
Source: RefSeq, a predicted model, not a curated record